AUGGCAAGUCCGACAUUAGGAUUGAUGCAGCCAUUGAUUGGAGUAUUUUCGGACUAUUCAAAAUCCAAAUGGGGACGACAACGACCUUUCAUUGUUGGUGGGUCGAUUUUUGCAAGUAUAUGCCUCCUUUUACUCGGCUGGGCAACGGAGCUUGUUGGGCUGUUCAUUGCAGAUGAACAAACAGUUAAGCUUCCCGGAUUAUUCUCCCAUCCACUUGCUCACACUAACGAGAUUCUAGAAACAUAACUGUAUAAUUGUGGUUGCGAUUUUUAAUAUACUUGUGAUCGAUUUCUCUGUUGAUGCUGGCAUGUGUUAACUUCCCCCAAAAUACUUGAUAUCGCCUUCUAGCUUCUGACUAGAUAUGAAUCAGUCCAAAAUUGUUGCCGCAGCUUGGUUAUUGAUACCUUGCCUAUUCCACAACAGCAAAUCGGCUCCGCUUGGGGUAAGCCUGUCAUAUCCCAUAUAUCUCAGACCGUUUCUGACUAGAAAAGCUAGCAGGAUGAUAACUACUGGCCAUCUAAUUGGUUGUGCCUUUGGAGCAAUUGAACCUCCAAGCAUUUUUGGGCCUUAUUUGAAAGAUACACAUUUCAAGCAGGUUAUUGUUAUAGCUUCCAUCUCGCUCCUCUCUUGUGUCCUUGUUACCGCAUAUGCUGUAAGGGAAAGGGUAUUGAUUGCAGCGGUACAAGUCAGCUUACGGCAACAAACAUGCUCUCCCGCUUAUUUCAAACAAUUGUUUCCUUGCCGCCGCGCAUUAAAGUUAUAUGUUGGGCUCAAUUUUGGGCAUGGAUUGGUAAGGACCUUUAUCCACAAAUAAUCCUAGAACUACAAGGGUGGUUUCCAUUCCUCUUCUAUGGUUCGAUCUGGAUUGAAGAAGUAUCCUUUCAUCAAGGGGCUUCAAAAUCGGACCUCCAAAAUUCAAAGAAUUUACUGGCUUAUUUUGGCCGGCUGGGUAGCCUGGCCUUUGUGAUAUUUUCUUCAGUCGCCUUACUUGCAUCUAUUAUAUUGCCUUUGGGAGUCUGCUCCACGGAGUAUCUGAAAAGUUCCUUCAGCCCUAUGAUCACGCUUGCCAUUGGACGAUAUUUCAAGCGAAUACCCGUCUUGUAUCCCGAUCUUGAGACAGCUUGGAUGGUUUCACACAUUGUAUAUGCAGGUACAAUGCUAUUAGCCCCUUUAACUGGGUCGGCUGGAUUUGCAACGUUUUUAGUUGCACUCUGUGGUAUUUCUUGGGCGAUUUCCUGUUGGGCGCCAUUUACAUUCAUAGGGGAGGAAGUUAAUCGUCUUUUCGUUCCAGUGACAUCAAGAGACCCAAACGUUACUAUGAUAACAUCUGCAACCUACCCUCGUCAACAGGGCACCAGUCGUUCCGCAUCUAGAGACCGAGACCUCUCGGAUGUGGAACAAGAUGAUGGCGUAUUGAUGUUGAAUCACGGUUAUGAUGGCAGUGACAGUGAAGAUGAGGGUAGCGAAGUCCCAUAUGCAAACGUCUCAACCGGAGAAUUAGCUGGGAUCUACAUAGGUAUCCUAAAAGUGCAUACCACCCUCCCUCAAUUACUCAGUAUGUUCUGCUGGGUAAUUUUUGGCGCCUUCGAGCCAAAACUGGCGGACUCGCGGGAAACACAAGCUGCUUCUGUGAAAGGCCAGUUUGCACCAAAUGAUAUGGACGUUAACAUCAGCGGUCCCAAUGCCUCGGGGUUACGUUUAUUCGUUGGCGCAUUAGGAGCCUUACUUGCUGCAGAAUUCGCAAGGAGGCUGAAGCGGACCCGCUAA
Molecule: messenger RNA, 1767 nt
Organism: Nannizzia gypsea CBS 118893
Lineage: Eukaryota; Fungi; Ascomycota; Eurotiomycetes; Onygenales; Arthrodermataceae
Exons: 3
Coding region: 706-1767 (353 amino acids)
Cellular component (GO): membrane
Molecular function (GO): sucrose:proton symporter activity
Source: RefSeq, a predicted model, not a curated record